CAGGAAUUUCUCCUCUGUUUUAAAGCAUUUUAUUGAGGUUGGGGUGAGCAACCAAACAAAAGUAUUUUUGAAAGGCCACAUGGCAGGGGGAGAGAAAAAUCCCCAAGGACAGUAUCUUCCAUAUCCCUGAAUCCAAGUUUGAAAUAAAAAGCUAUCCAUUAACCUCCACUUUUCUUCAUACAGAAGGAGAGAAGAAGAUCAUCAAAAACUCAGUGAUUUUGCAGAAGAAGAAAAAGAAGAAGAAGAAGAAACCAAUGGUUUGAAGAAGAAGGAAUUUUUGGAAUGGAGAGCCAAAGAGUUGAAGAAACUUGUUCUGUUUAUGGAAUCAACAACAACAAUCUUUCUUCAACUUUGAUCAGUAAUCAUGAUGGGCAAUCUUUUGACUUUGGAGAAUUGGAACAAGCAAUUGUGCUACAAGGACUCGACGCGAUGAAUAAACUCGAUCAUUACGAACCUAAACAAAGCUUUUUGUCAGGGAAGCCUGCAGCAACACUGGAAAUGUUCCCCUCUUGGCCAAUCAAAUACCAACAAACUUCAAGAGGAAUUAGUUUGAGAAAAAUAGAAGAGAUGAUGAGAGGAUCAGGUAAUUAUAAUAACAGUAAUAAUGAAGAAGAAGAUCAAAUGGAAAUAUUGGAAAAAGAUCACGAAGGUGAAGAAGAAAGUGAAAUGAGUAAUCGUUCAACUCCUCGAGAACAACAUGAACAUAGCUAUAACACCUCCUGCUUUAAUAUUAUUAAUAAUAUUCAACCUCAUCAAGUUCUUAUGGUCAGUACUGAUGUUUCAACAACUGCACUUUCAUCUCAACAUCAGUACUCUCUUCAACAAAAGAGAAAAGGACGUGGUUCAAUUUCAACAUCACAGAAACAACUUGACGCUAAGACAUUGAGACGCUUAGCUCAAAACAGAGAGGCAGCGAGGAAGAGUCGACUAAGGAAGAAGGCUUACGUACAGCAACUUGAGAAUAGUAGAAUUAAGCUUACACAGCUCGAGCAACAAUUUCAACAGGCACGAUCUCAGGGUGCUGGCGGCGGCAUUGUCAACCAUGGGAGUAGUGCAAUGUGGUUUGAUAUGGAAUAUGUAAGGUGGUUGGAAGAGGAGCAUCGACACACAGUGGAGUUGCGUGGAGGAUUAGAGGCACAUGUAUCAGACACAGAGUUGAAAGUGAGAGUUGAUGCAUGUAUUUAUCAUUACGACCAAAUCUUUCGAUUGAAAGGAGAGGCUGCUAAGUUUGACAUCUUCCAUCUCAUUACUGGGAUGUGGAUGUCUCCGGCUGAGCGUUGUUUCCUUUGGAUUGGUGGAUUUCGACCCUCAGAUCUCAUCAAGAUGUUGAUGUCACAAUUGGAUCCAAUAACAGAACAACAAGUGAUGGAGAUUUAUAAACUACAAAAUUCCUCACAACAGGCAGAAGAUGCUUUAUCUCAAGGCCUUGAUCAACUUCAUCAAUCUUUGACCGACACCGUCGCAGCCGGUCCGAUCAUCGAUGGAGGAAUCAACCACAUGGUUUUGGCCAUGGACAAGCUCUCUAGUCUCCAUGGCUUUCUCCAUCAGGCAGAUAUUUUGAGACAACAAACGCUUCAUCAACUACAUAGGAUACUCACGAUCAGACAAGCAGCCAAGUGUUUUUUGGUCAUUGGUGAAUAUUACAGUAGAUUACGAGCUCUAAGUUCCCUAUGGUCCUCUCGUCUUAAAGAGGGUAUUGAAGACAAUUCAUGCCAAACAAGUACACAUCAGCAAGUGCAUAUGGUUCAACCUUCACACCAUUACUUCUCAAGCUCCAAUUAAUCAAACUCAUUAAUGCAUGGAAGAAGUCUCUAAUUGUUAUACCCUUUGUUCUUCUUCUCAAUCAUCAUUCUCUAAUUGACGUUAUACCCUUUGUUCUUCUUCUCAAUUAUUGAGGGAUUCAUUAUCAUUGUCAUUAUUAACUUUUACUACUUUUACUUGA
Messenger RNA from Cucumis melo (muskmelon), 1942 nucleotides. RefSeq names its product transcription factor TGA2.2-like. The transcript has 13 exons. NCBI's taxonomy places the organism in Eukaryota, Viridiplantae, Streptophyta, Magnoliopsida, Cucurbitales, Cucurbitaceae. Gene Ontology annotation, biological process: DNA-templated transcription; regulation of DNA-templated transcription. The record is from RefSeq and is a predicted model, not a curated record. The coding region runs from base 283 to 1782 and encodes 499 amino acids. Gene Ontology annotation, molecular function: DNA-binding transcription factor activity; sequence-specific DNA binding.